AUGGACUGCGGGGACCAACAAAACCUAACAGUGCUAACAGAAUUCAUUCUAGUGGGAAUCACAGACCACCCUGAGCUGCAGGCCACCUUCUUUGGGGUGUUCCUCAUUGUCUAUGCAGUCUCCGUGGCGGGCAACGUGGGCAUGAUCAUCCUCACCAAGAUGGACUCCAGGCUUCAGACACCCAUGUACUUCUUUCUCAGACACCUGGCUUUCACUGACCUUGGUUAUUCAACAGCUGUGGGACCAAAAAUGUUGGCAAACAUUGUAACUAAACAAAAGACUAUUCCCUACAACUGGUGUGCAGCCCAGCUAGCGUUCUUCAUCUUGUUCAUCAUUAGUGAACUUUUCAUUCUGUCAGCAAUGGCCUAUGACCGCUAUGUGGCCAUCUGUAAUCCUCUGCUCUACACAGUCAUCAUGUCACCAAGGGUAUGCUGGGCACUGGUAGCAGUCCCCUAUCUCCACAGUGCUUUUCUCUCUCUGAUAACCACCAUAAAGAUUUUUAUUUCAUCUUUCUGUGGCCAUAAUAUCAUUAAUCAUUUCUACUGUGACAAUCUUCCCUUGUUGACAUUGAUAUGCUCAAGCACACAUGACAUUGAGUUGAUAAUACUGUGCUUUGAUCAUACCCAUGCUGAACCCCUUGAUCUACAGCCUGAGAAACAAAGAAGUGAAAGGUGCCCUGCAUAG
This is a messenger RNA of Myotis davidii, 684 nucleotides long. RefSeq names its product olfactory receptor 8K3-like. Gene Ontology annotation, cellular component: membrane. Gene Ontology annotation, biological process: G protein-coupled receptor signaling pathway; sensory perception of smell. NCBI's taxonomy places the organism in Eukaryota, Metazoa, Chordata, Mammalia, Chiroptera, Vespertilionidae. The record is from RefSeq and is a predicted model, not a curated record. Gene Ontology annotation, molecular function: olfactory receptor activity; G protein-coupled receptor activity; odorant binding. The transcript has a single exon. Bases 1 to 684 code for a protein of 227 amino acids.